Protopolystoma xenopodis is the source of this 288-nucleotide messenger RNA. NCBI's taxonomy places the organism in Eukaryota, Metazoa, Platyhelminthes, Monogenea, Polystomatidea, Polystomatidae. The record is from the annotation of a GenBank genome assembly.
AUGUGGCCGACGGACAACCUGUCGGCGCUUUUUGGGCGUAAACAGCCUCGGUCCAGCCGCUCGUUUGGACGUGUUAAUCAGGCCACGACCGAGUGGCCAGUUUGGCCUCAGCCCGUCCGAGGCGGGAUGGGGCCCAGUGUCCGACGUAGAAUCCCUCUUCUUCCUCCCCCCCCACCCCUCCAUGCGGUAGAGGCGAAUACGAUCCGGUUGAGGAGAACCAUUUGGAACGUCUGCAAAGGUGAACGCGGACACACAAGCCGCCAAAUUCUGACUCCCAUCGAUCUGUGA